UUCUGUCUUUUGUCCCGUUGUGUUUUUUCUGUGCUUCGGUUAAAACCAUCAAGUAAAACAGCUCGUUUGGACAAACAAAGGAGCAGAAAUGCAAAGAGUUCGAAAACGGCAUGGAAACGGUUCGCAAGAGACUUUACAAAACAGCACUCCUGGACCGAAAGGAAAUGUGCCACAGAAGAAAAAGGAAGGCUUCCAUUUUGAUAUAUGGUUCUGUCUGACCCUGCAGAACUGGAUACUGGACUUUGGAAGACCUAUAGUCAUGAUAGUUGCUCCUGUGGAGUGGUUUCCACUGAACAAGCCGAGUGCUGGAGACUAUUUCCACAUGGCCUACAAUGUCAUCACCCCAUUUCUUAUGCUCAAGCUGAUUGAGCGCAGUCCUCGGAUGGUGCUGCCUCGCUCUGCAGUCUACCUCUGCAUCAUCACUUUUGUCAUGGGAGCCAGCAUCCACCUAGUGGGGGACUCCAUCAACCACCGGCUCAUCAUGAGUGGCUACCAGCUCCAUCUGUCUGUCAGAGAAAACCCCAUCAUCAAAGACCUCAAGCCCGUCUCCCUGAUUGACUCCUUUGAGCUGCUGUAUUAUUUUGAUGAACAGCUGGGACAUUUGAUGUGGUACAUCCCUUUCUUCAUCAUUCUCUUCAUCUAUUUCACUGGUUGCUUUUCUCAAAAAAAAGAUCAUAAGAUUCCUGUCUCUGGUUGGCUCCUGCUGGGACCCAGCGCCCUCUACUACUGGUACUUGGUGACUGAAGGACAAAUCACUGAACUUUUCAUCCUCACAUUCCUAGCCAUGGUUGUUGUGGUGAUACAUCAGCAUCGGAAAGGCCUCAUACCGGACAGCAACGGCCUGUUCCUGUUGUUUAGUUUCUGCAUGACCUUGUUCAUGGUUGUACUGUGGGUGGUCUACUUGUGGAAUGAUCCAGUCUUGCACCAAAAGUACCCUGGAUUAAUUUGUCCAGAACCCUGGUCCUACUACACUUUGCACAUCAAAGAGACCUAAUGAGGCACAUUUGUCCUGGUUUUUACAAGGUUUUUAUGCCUCUAGGAUUACAGAAUCUAUUUAAUUUAUACCAGCAUACUUCAGAAAUGUUUUUGGCCUCUCCUGGAUACAGAGGUUUCUAGUGACUCAACGUGGGACUUUUUCUGCAAAGUGACAGUGAAACUGAAUAUCCGUGGACCAAGUGGCCUGUAGAGACUAUUUUGAAUAGUAAGACAAGGACGAUCUUUCUCCUGUGACAUUUCCUGGGUGAAGCUGGGAACCUUUUGAAGUACCCUCAUACAUUUUGUUUGUAUGAGCUGCUUGAUGCACAGCUUGUAUUGUUUGAUAAAGUGG
This is a messenger RNA of Thalassophryne amazonica, 1327 nucleotides long. RefSeq names its product ceroid-lipofuscinosis neuronal protein 6 homolog. The record is from RefSeq and is a predicted model, not a curated record. NCBI's taxonomy places the organism in Eukaryota, Metazoa, Chordata, Actinopteri, Batrachoidiformes, Batrachoididae.